This is a messenger RNA of Perkinsus marinus ATCC 50983, 822 nucleotides long. RefSeq lists its product as hypothetical. The record is from RefSeq and is a predicted model, not a curated record. Bases 1 to 822 code for a protein of 273 amino acids. The transcript has 9 exons. Lineage: Eukaryota; Perkinsozoa; Perkinsida; Perkinsidae.
AUGGAAAAAUUUUUCGAGCCUGUGUGCCGACCUUUGGAGGACCUCCCUAAGUUCCCUGAGGAAUGUCCUGUUGAGGAAGUCAGCGCUCUGAACUUCUAUGAUAGAGUUAUAGCGGCUGCUAGACCCGACAUGGCGAUACUACUGCAAAUGUAUGAGGAUUCUUGUUUCCUUUGCUUCCUCAUGCGGCCCUUCAUAAACCAGUUGGAAGACACUUUCCGCCGUGCACAUCUUCCUAUUACUAUUAAGCGUCUCAACAUCGAGAAGAACGAUUUUCCCCUGGGGUGCCCAGUAGCAAGAGGCACACCAACGUUUGUCCUUUACCGCGGGUACUCUCCCAAGCCAGAUAAGUUGGCAGAAUUCCGACCUAGGGAUAUCGUCGACCGAAUUCGAACGGACCUCCUGCAUGAACAUCCCGGAAUAACGUUAUCAGAGCAUUUACUGCGGAAAUGGGAGGGGAUGGUAAAUCAGGUCUCUCAGAGGUUCCAACUCUUAUCACAACUCAUUAUGUGGAAUACAGAACUCGAGAAGUCACAGAUGGUCCUUGCUGGUGUUAGCAGUGAUGCUCCGGAAGCGGACAUGGCGAUGAACGAGUAUCUGGUUAUGGCCAGCUCGGGUGACGAUAAGCAGUUGUUCACUACAGUGGUGUCUGAGAUAAUGUCCGCCGAUAUGAGACGGACGGACCUCUUGGAUGAGAAUAUCAAAUACUUGAACAAAGAAGUGAUGAACGCGGAAAUGGAUGCGUUGGUAAUGGCGGAGAUGAUGGCUGAGAAUGUUAUUCAAUUAGAAGAGGAAAAAGGAGAGGUCUCUGAGCGUAUUGCCUAA